AUGUCAGAUCCAACCACCGCAGAAAGGGCGCCGCCAACGCCCUCAGCGCCCAACAUUCCUACUCAGGCCUCGCGACACGGGAAUCCCCUGAUCUCUGUCCUCCUCAACGAAGCUGGUCUAGACUCCCCGACCUUUCGCAGCAAUGCCCUACACUUCGCCGAGCAGGUCGACGCCAUUGAGCGCUGGCUCGAGGGCUACUCGCGCACCGCCGCCAGGUUGUCACACGACAUGCUGGGCCUCGAGGCCGUCGUCAAUGAUUACCUCGCCAAGGUCAUCCCACCACAGAAUGUCGUCUCCCUCGAUCAUGACUAUACCGCCCUGGCCCUGAAGAGGAUAUCCGAAGGUAGUCGGGAAUGGUGGACACAUAUUUUGGGCCUCGCCAAGAAGAUGGACACGAUGAGCGCCGAGCCGAUACGAAACUUUCUACAGAAUGAUCUACGGACCUUCAAGGAGACGAGACGAAACCUCGACCAGACCCAAAAAACCUUUGAUUCUACCCUCGCCCGGUACCUGGGGUUGAGCAAAGCAAAGGAGCCGAGCGCAAUCAGGGAGGAAGCAUUCAGCGUAUAUGAGACUAGAAAGGCCUACCUUAAGGCAUCCAUGGACUUUUGUCAGAUGGCGCCGCAAUUGAGGUUUACGCUCGACAAAUUACUGGUUCGAGUCUCGACCGACAUUUGGCGCGAGAUGAAGAGGUCCAAGGAUACGGCAGGGAGCUUUGGCAAAUGGGGCCAGCAGAUGGAUCGCGUCAGGGGCUGGUCGAAAGAAAUGGAGUUGACAGAGUCAACCUUCAAGCGUGAACUCCAAGCAGCAAGGCGCGAGGUUGGCGAGAGCUCGGUUGUAGCUUUCAAGCCAUCACGAGAACUUGAUGCAUACAGCGCCAGCACAGUACCAUUCCUGGGUUCCAAGGGCCCUUUAAGUGUCAACACCGACGAGAAGGCUGGCGUCUACUCUGAAAAGCAAGGCUGGCUCUACCUCAGGACUAUGACGGGCAAGCCAGUGCGCACUACUUGGAUUCGCAGGUGGUAUUAUUGCCGCGAUGGCAUCUUUGGCUGGCUAGUGAGCGGACCACAAGGUGUCUUGACUGGAGAUGAGAUUGGUGUCCUGCUUUGCAACGCAAAGCCUGCCAUCAGCGAAGAGCGCCGUUUCUGCUUCGAGGUCAAGACCAAGAAUCAAACUCUUAUGCUGCAAGCUGAAACUCAAUCAGAGCUCAUGGGGUGGCUAGAGGUAUUUGAAGUGGCCAAGAAGAAGGCAUUCGAGGCAAGCGUUGGACGGGAUACAUCCUCCUUGCCUGGUGGUGUUGAUCCUGCCUUUGCCAUUACUCCUCCCUCGAUGCCCGAAUUUUCCGCCAAAACAAUGGACGCGCAGCUCGGGCUAGAAGAACCUGGACCAGCCUUUGAGAAGACCAACACGCUGCCAAUCCCUGGCCAAGAGAACAGCGGCAUCCCUCGGGCUAGCUUUGAUGUCAUCUCAAGCGGUCCAAGGCGUUCGGCAACGGCGCUAGGCCGUGAAGAAGGAGAGAGUGGGCGCGAUCAUGCUGCCAGGAUAAUGCAAAAGCUUGACUUGCAUCGCAAAGCCAACUUCUCCUCGACCACAGACGUCAGUGCGGGUAUGCCAUCACCCGGUCCGUCUGGUGGUAUUGCGAGUCUCAUUUCUGCCAGUCAUGGUCUCUUGCCUGGGUAUCCCUCACCCAUUAUAGGCCAAAUGGCGUCGAGGCCGCAGCAGCAACAGCAACAGCAAACACCCACAUUAUCAGGUCCAGAGCCACAGGCAGGCAGUCUCGCGCCCGCCACUCUGGCAAGUCCGCCAGCACCCACGAGUCUUAGUAAGACUGCGGUUGUAUAUAGCAGUGACCGCACUCUGACCAAUGAUACGGGCCCGGGUCUUCCCACUGCCAUCAUGGCCAACUACUGGGGAAGCAAUGCAUGGGCUCAAGAAUACGCCCCGAAGCCAGUCAAGACGGAAUUCAACCCCGAUGAUCCCUUUGGACCCAACUCGCCGUCGAUCAAAAUGACCAUGACCAACGAGCUUGGCGAGCUCAAAGCCUCUACUCCGACUCACAAGAAGGCCAUUAGCAUGGACGCCAAGAUUUUGCAUCCUGCAAACAUCAAGGAAAAGUCCACGCAGGAGCAAUUCCCUCCUGGCUAUCCUCUAGAACUCAAGACGAAUACUGCACAAUUCAGGCUUGUUUUCCCAAAUGUUCCAUUGGAUGAGAAACUAGUCCUGGUUUUCAGAGCGUCCUGGACCACGAGCACUUCUGAGCGAAGCCGAGAUUCGCCUGGAAUGGCUGGCAAUGGGCGUAUCUACGUUACACCUGAUAACAUGUACUUCUACGGACAUCAGAUGGGACUUGUGGUAGCCUAUGCUAUCCCUCUGGACACCAUUACAGAAGUGACGGCUGCACCAGGAAGGGACUGCGAUUUCAUCUUUCUGCAUCUGAACCAAGAUGCACCUGAUGUUCAGUACAGCAGGAUAUCCAUCAAGACGUUUUUGGAGGAUAUGGACCUCCUUCACGCCCGUCUGAAUUUGCUAGUCGACGACUUGCAGGCAGAAGAGCCCAUGGAGGUCAUGGAUCUCAUCAAGGCCUUGAUCAACUUUGAGAACGAAGAGUAUGAUAGGAGAAGCCCGAGCGCCGGAAGCUGGGAAGAGGUCUCGGCCAACACGCCUGUUGACAAUAACACCUUGGCCGGGCGGGCUGUAAGUCCCAGAGCAGAUUUGUACGCAAAAUCUCGUGCUCGUGGUGCCAUGCGCAAACCUGCACCCAAGCUUCAGUUGCCAGCGCAUCCCGUGCACUACGAGCCUGAAGAUAUGCAGAGAAAAGUGGCUGAGCGCACCUUUGAGAUCAGCGCCAAGGCCUGUUUCCACGUCUUGUUUGGAGACAAGAGUUUUGUCUUUCCCAAACUCUAUUUUGAGCGAAGAGCAAAGCAAAUUGCUCAAGGCCCUUGGACAGUGGGUGACGCAGGGCGUCUGCAGCGAUUGUUCAACUUCAAAGUCAAGUACGGCACAAUGUUCGGUCAAGCUCGCGAGGAAGACAUCACGGAUCAGCAGACUGUUGAAGUAUUCAGCGACCACGUUACGUACGUUGUCACUCAUGUCAAGACACCCUGGCAUCUUCCGCACGCGGGAGCCUUCAAGCUGGUGACCAAGAUUGUCAUUACACACAUUGCAAAAUCAAAGUGCAAGCUCGCCAUCUUCACCAAGGUGGCAUGGUCAAAGGCUGUCCUGUCCAAGAACAUUGUCGAGCGUCAGGCGCUUGAUGAUGCCGACAUGGACGCCGAGGAGUUGGCAGAGGUGGCCACUGACCAGGUCCGCAAGAUUGGACCGCACAGUCGCACGAAGCGAGCGAUUCAAAUCUAUGGCAAUAUCGGCCAGCAGACACAAGUAGUGCUCUUUUCACCAGCGGACACUGAAAAGACAAGGAAGACACACAUCCGGCCCCACAGCCUUACUUCCAUGCUUUUCGAUACUGUCAGAUCCUUUGCGGAAUCUGCACUCACCUCAAUUAUCAUGUUUGCAUUUGCUGGACUGAAGAAACUCUGGGACGUGGUGACUGCGCAGCGUAUUCUCCUCGCUGUCCUGGCAUUCAGCUUCAUAGUCAACAUUGUGUUUUCGUCUCAAGGUGCUUCGACAUGGUGGAGCGAGCGCAAGGCAGCAGGCUUCAUGCAACGACUGGGAGUAGGACCAAACGUCAUGAUGAGCAAGGCCAUUUACCUGAGGGACUUGGAUGAGGCGGCCCGUUUCUCUUCGCUGGAUAAUUCGUGGCCCGCCGAGGACAGCUCUUGCUACGCCACAUUCCAGUCAAUUGCAAACAGUACCGAUAUCGAUGCUCCAUACGAAGGUGCGGGGGCUACAUUGUCGUCCGCCUCCAGCCGUGCGACGGCAAGGAGACUGAGACGCUCGAGACAGCGUCUCGGUACUUACCGCCACGAUCUGCUUGUCGCCAUGCGCAUGGUCAAUAGCGUCGAGCGGGAAAUGAUCCAGGGCGAGUGGGAGAACUGGCUGAUUGACGAGAACUACCGGUGUGAACAGGUGGCGGGUGUCUUGAGGCUGUGGAACACGACGGCUUCCGACGAUAAGACGGCGGGCAAGGGAGGCUCCGUGGUGGCAGUGGAUAGUGAGCUGCAGCAAAAGAUUCUUCAAGAAAAGGAUGAGCGCAAAAAGGAGACAUUGAUGAGUUGGUAUACAGAUUACUGCGGCAGCUGCAAACAGGAUAAGGAUGAUUUGAUGAGGGAUAGGGAACGUCUUAGCCUGGCUUAG
Molecule: messenger RNA, 4254 nt
Organism: Pestalotiopsis fici W106-1
Lineage: Eukaryota; Fungi; Ascomycota; Sordariomycetes; Amphisphaeriales; Sporocadaceae
Exons: 1
Coding region: 1-4254 (1417 amino acids)
Cellular component (GO): plasma membrane; cytoplasm; endoplasmic reticulum
Molecular function (GO): protein binding
Source: RefSeq, a predicted model, not a curated record